AAAAGAAAGAGAGCGUGUUUGCGUGCGCGCGGGGGGCAAGUGAGAAAAAGGGUUAGAUCUCCCAUCUGUAAAACACAGUAAUUACUUAUACUUGUGAAAUUGGUAUCUCUUCUUCCACAAAAUUCCACCGCAAAUUCCAUAUCAAAUUGGAGAAAUGAAGGUGCUUUUGUGCUCUUUUCUAAGGCAAAGUCGUUAGAAUUUUCGGUUUUCAAUGGACGAGGCAUGAUUUCAUUCAGGAUCUAGUGUCAUACGUCUGAUAAAGCAUCUGAGAGUUUUCUAUCUUUUAACAAACUUUGCUGACCGUUUCUGUCAAAGGAAGUUCACACUCUGCGUGGAAUGGAAUCACUGCAUCCUAUUUAACUGAAAUGUUGGUGGAGAAGUUGGUGUAUGCAUAUGAUUACCUCAUGUUGUGAUUAAGAAAAAUCUGAAUAAUUAUCCCAGGCGCACAAAUCCUGAUGUGAUGGAAAACCAACGGUUACCCCAAAGCAGUGAAACCAGUCAUGAAGUUGGUUCAUCUUUUGAGAAUGAAGAAUCAAGGAAUUCUUCUAUAUCAUGUCACAGUCUGGAUAAGGAAGCAGGCUUUCCUUCUUGUCGAGUGUGCCAGUGUUCUGAAUCAGACAAGAGGGGAGUUGCUGCAUUAGGAUUUCUAGGAAUUAUUCCACCAGCACCGGAUGCAUACAGUAGCAAUGGAGAGGUGAGGCUUGAUUGCCAUGAAGUGGUGAAAAAUGACGAAAAUGUUUCCUUCAACAGAAGUAGCGCGAAAGGAUCUGGACUAGUUGAAUUCAUUAGUCCAAAAGGGGAGGUUUUUGUUUGUAAUGGUGAUAUAGAGAUGGGUUAUGAUGAGAACCAGGACACUUUGAACGAGCUUGGCUGUGCGUGCAAAAAUGAUCUUGCUAUGGUACACUAUGCUUGUGCGCUUAAGUGGUUUAUUAACCAUGGAUCCACCAUAUGUGAGAUUUGUGGAUGUGUUGCCAAAAACAUUAGAAUUUUGGAUUUCAAGAAAGUUGUGAGCUCUUUGAAGGAGUAUGAUGCAUUGAGGGAAAGGACUGCAAAUGGGGAGCCUAAUCCUGCACAGGCGCUGGAAAAUUCAACUGUAGAUCCUGAUGCUAUUGCAGCUAUUCGAAGGCAAAGGUUAAGUGAAAUUGCACUGUGGUUCAACCCCCAUAACCACUAUUCCACUGCAGUUUCCCAGGUUGUUAGUGAGCCGGCUUCUGGUUCUAACAUUGUUCCAGAAGAAGCUCUUCCUGCAGAAAACACUGUAACCAAAUGGGCUGUUGAGGGUACUGGGAUCCUGCUCGCUACAGGGCUUCUUACUAUCACUCUUGCAUGGCUUAUUGCUCCUCAUGUUGGGAAGUUUGUGUUAACAAGAAUCAAAUAUGGCCCUGCUCGAUACUGGGCUAUCCUAUUUGUCUUCUGGUUUCUUGUGUUCGGUAUAUGGGCUUCAAGAACACAUGGUGCCCAUGCUACAUAAUCAAUUUUCCUCCUUGGGGAUUUGGUGAUAUCUUAGAGCAGUGAUGUUCAGUUGCUUUUGUUGACAUAGUACUACCAGUAAAAUUGGCGAGAUGAUUAUUGUACUACAGCUUCUCUGGUGCAGUGCUAAAAAGUUUUAUGCAGAUGUAAGCAACAACAAGAUCUCUAUGUGCUGCAUUGCAUGUGUAAAGCAAGCUCUUGAUUUUUCUCAUUUAUUUUGUUUUAAUUUUUCCCUAGGGUAACCUGGGAGGGGGCGAGUUAUGUAGAGUAGCGGUGUUUGCUUUAGUUGUUCUCGAUAUCUGGGGGAGACUUAUCUCAUUACUCAGGAGUUGAUUUCUUUAGAAAAGUGAGGAAUUCCUUGGUAGUGGUUUACUUAUAUUCAUUUUGUACAAACUAACCAUAUGACUGCUUCAGGAGCUCUGUAACCUGUAAAUAAGGUGAGCUCUGCUGCAUGUCCGUUCAUAUCCUGGCGACUUCACGUUCUUUUUUCAUGGCUAUGUCAUAUGGAUAAUUUCUGAUGCUACUAUAUUUGCAGAAAUUUGUUGCUGUAUAUAUGGAAAGUCCAGUCAUUCUGAAUACUAUUUGUUUUUCCCCUCCAAACGUUCAACUCCAAUUAUUAGCCAAAAAGUUGGAAUACGCCCGUGAAUUGUCUUGAUCUUUCUUUUGCAUAAAGUAGUUCCCAUCUAAGCUGUUGAAGUUGAAUGUUCCAAUCAGCUUAUCAGAAUGGUGUUUGACUUGGUCUCUGAGCACAUUUUCUUUCGUCAAUUUAUUUAGGUAGAGCUUCCUUUUCAUCUUUCCUUGAGCCGAGGAUCUAUCGAAAAUAAUUUCUCUACUUUCACAAAGUAGGGUAAGGUGUGCGUUUAUGCUACCCUCUCUAGAUCUUAACUUUGUGGGAUUAUACUGAGUUUGUUGUUGAUUUAGUAAAGUAGAGCCGUAAACAUGGGUCGGCCCGUGAGGCUGGUCAAACCCAAUCCACCAGUUGGGUGAGGUUGGACUAGGAGAAACUGUCAUUUUCUGCUUGCAAUUGGUGAAUGCCAAGUAAUGGAUUGUUUGUA
Messenger RNA from Nicotiana tabacum (common tobacco), 2525 nucleotides. The record is from RefSeq and is a predicted model, not a curated record. Lineage: Eukaryota; Viridiplantae; Streptophyta; Magnoliopsida; Solanales; Solanaceae.